Strongyloides ratti is the source of this 390-nucleotide messenger RNA. Its product is annotated as Histone H2A domain and Histone core domain and Histone-fold domain-containing protein. The record is from RefSeq and is a predicted model, not a curated record. Gene Ontology annotation, molecular function: protein heterodimerization activity; DNA binding; structural constituent of chromatin. The coding region runs from base 1 to 390 and encodes 129 amino acids. Lineage: Eukaryota; Metazoa; Nematoda; Chromadorea; Rhabditida; Strongyloididae. The transcript has a single exon. Gene Ontology annotation, cellular component: nucleosome.
AUGUCUGGACGUGGAAAAGGUGGAAAAGCUAAGACUUCUGGAAAGGCUAAAACUCGUUCUAGUCGUGCUGGACUUCAAUUUCCAGUUGGUCGUCUUCAUCGUAUGCUUCGUAAAGGAAAUUAUGCUGAACGUGUUGGUGCUGGUGCGCCAGUUUAUCUUGCUGCUGUUCUUGAAUAUCUCGCUGCAGAAGUUCUCGAAUUGGCUGGUAAUGCUGCUCGUGAUAACAAAAAAACCAGAAUUAAUCCAAGACAUCUUCAAUUAGCUAUUAGAAACGACGAAGAAUUAAAUAAACUUCUCAGUGGGGUUACAAUUGCCCAAGGAGGUGUACUUCCAAAUAUUCCUUCAUCCCUCAUUCCAAAGAAAUCUGCUGCUGAUGAGACUGCUGAAUAG